This is a messenger RNA of Aspergillus calidoustus, 1275 nucleotides long. Lineage: Eukaryota; Fungi; Ascomycota; Eurotiomycetes; Eurotiales; Aspergillaceae. The record is from the annotation of a GenBank genome assembly.
AUGGAUAAGGAGAUAUCCGAUUCCAUCGACGCAAAUCUCCAGCCAUGGCCCAAUGCCUGGGUUGAGUCACCAGCGAGCGAGCUAUUCCAUUCCGACUCCUACGAACAGCUGUUGCCACGUUAUACCACACGCGUCUGGCACUACUCUAAGUCCACAGUUCAGAACUGGAUAUACCCACGGCCAUUUGUUUACACGCCAUUGCACGGCGUUGGAGGCUUGGUUCUUCCAGACCUUUGCCGCUCAUUAGGGAUUACCGAUUUUACAUCGGUAAAGGAACAACUUGAGCCGAAUCCCGACUUUCCCACGCUGCCGUUUCCCAACCCCGAAGAGUCCGGAGCGCUAGACCUAGCCGUUGAGACAGCAGAUCGGGAAGGUAAAACUCUCAUCAUCGCUAACGAUCCGGAUGCAGAUCGCUUUGCCGCCGCUGAGAAGGUCGACGGCUCAUGGUUCUUCUUCACUGGUAACCACAUGGGAGCUCUACUCGCGUCUCACCUCUUCGACUGUCUAGAAAACAUCGAUACCGAUACACGGGUCGCAGUACUAAACUCAGCAGUCUCAAGCACCAUGCUCGAAAAGAUGGCAGUGGCCAAGGGAAUCUACUUUGAAGAAUCACUCACAGGCUUCAAAUGGAUGGGCAACACGGCUCGCAAACUAGAAGAAUCCGGCUACUAUGUCACGUUCGCCUUUGAGGAAGCGCUCGGCUAUAUGUUCCCAGAGGUUUGCUACGACAAAGACGGCAUUACAGCUGCCAUGGUCUUCCUCUCCGCACAAGCAAAGUGGGCUACGCAAGGUCUCACUCCGUACACGAAACUGCAACAACUAUUCUCUGAGUACGGACACUACGAAACGCUCAACAACUACUUCCGGUCCCCGAAUCCCGAAACAAGCAUGGCUCUGUUCGACGCGAUUCGCGCCGGGCCCUUCAAGUCCGAAAUGAAACUAGGGUCUUUCAAGAUCCUGCGAUGGCGAGACAUGACAGAGGGCUACGACUCCGGCACGGAGGAUAAGACGCCGAAGCUACCCGCCGACAAGAGCAGCCAGAUGCUCACUCUCUGGCUCGACCGCGAAGUACGAUUCACAAUCCGCGCCUCGGGCACAGAGGCAAAGGUUAAAUACUACAUUGAAAGCUGCGGCGCCUCUCGCGAAAAAGCCAUAGACGCCAUCUGUGACACUCUCCGGGCCGUUUUGAAAGAAUGGAUCCAACCGUUCUCACCCUCAUUGACUUACAACAAACAACUUCCCACGUCUUCCGGGUAUGUUCUCGAGCUUGAUUAG